Molecule: messenger RNA, 456 nt
Organism: Suillus clintonianus
Lineage: Eukaryota; Fungi; Basidiomycota; Agaricomycetes; Boletales; Suillaceae
Exons: 1
Source: RefSeq, a predicted model, not a curated record
CUGCAGGAGAAUCCUCGGCCUUUGAAAAAGGGGCCAUUGCUCCUUGCUGAUUAUGUCCGCCGUGUUCAGAUCCUCCUUCAGCAGCCCCACGCGCGUCGAUUUCUCACCAUGGGCGGCAUCCUCUGGCGUAUCGCUUUGCACUAUGGACCCUCAGGUUUCUUUUCAUCCGCAAUCUCUGUGCCAUCCGCUGAUGCUUCGUUGCACCUCCAUUUUGAUCAAGGGGCGGAUCCCACCGUGGUGGACGACCGCCUUUCUGAUGCGGAAAUUUCCCUCUUACUUGGCAUCACUGAGAAUGGCAGCAUCUGGCCCACCCUCGAGAUUUGGGAGAAAAAUGAGCAUUGGUCUGGGGAAUGGAAUGCCAAAGCGGAGAGAUGGUUUCAAGCUCAUAUCCGAGAGAUUUCCACUGGUUCCCACUUUGCCAUUCGAACGAGGAAGCAAUGGAAAGCUACCGUUCGC